AUGUUCGCUCGCUCGGUGACGAUUGACGUUCGUCAGCUGGCCACGUUGCGAAUGUUCCCGGACAACUUGUUUAUUCAAUGGCAGGGCGGAAGGGUAAUCGGAGGUCCUGGCGCUUUGCGCAACAUGGCUGGAUUUGAAGGCGCUCUGCCGCUCAUGGGGUGGGCCACCUUCGACUUAAUUAUGCCGGAGAAUCUCGUUGGCAUGUACAUCGGCGUUCGCGACUGGUCGGACUGGCGUUCUCGCGCACAGGCGUACUGCCUUAUCGACAACAUCUUCAUGGACGUAGUCACAGUUUCUUUCGGCGCCGGGGAAAGCCUUCCUCAGCCUCAUCCAGGUCGUGUCGUGUUCUCGCAUUCCGACCAGAGCAAUCCCAUGGAUUCUCCAUUCGGUGGUGCUUGGGCCAAGCUGUUCGUUUGGACCUUCGUUCGGCCAUCGCACUCACGCCCUGUUCUGCCUCGAUGGCACGUGUGCCCUUCCUGGCUGCACAUGGGUGUGUUCCGGACAUGUGCGACAGACUCGGUGGCGCUUGUGUCCUCGGUGUCCGAAUCGACUGGAAGACGAUAUCGGUGGUGCAUCCAACUUUCGCACCGGGCAGAUUUCAGAACAGACUUCGAACGGUGUCUCAGACGACUGGGAGUUGUAUCCGGGCAGCAGUAUAUGCUGGACGAGACACCCUACAAUCUGCCGAUUUUUUGUCCUUUUGCGUACCUCAAGAAACUUGCACGCGCUUCCAAACGCAUGCUGCGUGCUGUUCGCGACCGACGGAGAUGGCAGGACAACCGCGAUACUCAAACUUUGUGCUGGGUGAUGGAGACAUACAUGUUCGCUCGCUCGGUGACGAUUGGCGUUCGUCAGCUGGCCACGUUGCGAAUGUUCCCGGACAACUUGUUUAUUCAAUGGCAGGGCGGAAGGGUAAUCGGAGGUCCUGGCGCUUUCCGCAACAUGACUGGAUCUGAAGGCGCUCUGCCGCUCAUGGGAUGGGCCACCUGCGCCUUAAUUACGCCGGAGAAUCUCGUUGGCAUGUACAUCAGCGUGCGCGACUGGUCGGACUGUCGUGCCGCGCACAGGUGUACUGCCGUAUCGGAUAUCGACAACAUCUUCACGGAUGAAGUAAACUCGAUGGCGCUUUCGUGUCCUCGGUGUCCGAACCGACUGGAAGACUACGUCGGUGGUGCGUCCAACUUUGAGGGGUCGAACAUCACGGCUCAUGACUUCUGGAGGCAACGUGGAGAGCAGGAUGAACAGAAUGACAAGUGUACCUGUGUUGCGUCGAACAUCCUGAGGCAGAAUGCCGACCUGCUGGACAAAAUGCCUUUGGCGCUGCAGCUUCUUCCGGAUCCGCAAGAACCAUCCCAGAUGACUAAGCGUGUCUGGGAGCGUGCGCUUCGGGCGCGAGCUAUGAUGGGUCUUCUCAAUCAGCGUGCAGAAGACUUUGCGCCUAGCUUUCAGGUUUCUGCAUGCAGAGGCGAGCAUCUUUCCAGAAACAGCGCGAAUCCCUUGGAUGGCCUUCCGCGCCCGAAGCGUUUCGAAGGCUACGAGGAGGAAUGGCGCUGCAUGGCUUUGGAAAAUGGAGUGCAACUGCACAUGGCAUUGGUCUCGCAGCAGCAGCGAACCUGUUUUUCCUGGACAACCAACUCGGCCUACUCGGCCAACAUGAGGGCGGCCGCCGCCCUCGUGGCGGCGCUGCCGACGCUGCCGCUGCGUCGGGUUGUCAUCCGGGACGCCGAAGAUCCGUACGAGACGCCGAACGAAGGCGAUCUCGUGAGGAUCCACUACAUGGGCAAGCUCGCUGACGGCACUUGCUUCGAUAACUCGCGGACGCGACGGACACCCUUCGAGUUCGUCCUUGGCGAGGGCGAUGUCAUCGACGGUUGGGAGGCCCUUAUUCCGACCAUGGCGCUCAAGGAGAAGGCUGAGUUGGUGUGUCCUCCCGAGUACGCCUACGGCGAGGAGGGGGUGGAGGGCGUCAUUCCGCCGAACGAGACAUUGACCUUCCGUGUCGAGUUGCUGGACAUCGGGCGGCCUAUGGAGGAGGAUGCGGAGAAGGACGUCGUUGACGUCGGCGAUGCAGAAGAGGAGGAAGAUGUGAACUUCUGGGACAAGGAGGAGCAGCGGGAGUCCGGGCGAGGUGAGAACUUCACCUGGGAGGCCUCGGGCAGCGGCAAGGAAAUCCUAAUCCGUGUGCCGCUGGACGACGACGUCCGGGUGAAGCAGAUCAAGUUCAGUGUCACCAGCACCGCAUUGAUGUGCAAGAUUGCGGACAAGGUGAUCAUCGACGGGUCGCUUUUCGCCCAAGUCCUCACGGAUGACAGCUUCUGGGACUUUGACAAGAAAGGCGGCAAGGCCUACUUGCUCAUCACUUUGGGCAAGUUGGACUCCAGCAUAAAGUGGGAGUCCGUGCUCAAAGGAGGGGACAAGCCCGCAGACGACGGUGUCGAGGUACUUGGAGCCGACGAGGCGGACCCCUCGGAGGGGUUUGCUUCCGAGCUCUUACAAGGAGCUGUUUCAGGUCAAGGCUUCGCCACUUUCUCCAAGACCCUGCCCACCAGCGGUGGAUUGCGGGGCGGGUGUUUCGUGCCUGUCGUGGAGUUUUGGAUUGCAGUAAUUACGGAGGGGAGUGGUGAGUGUGGCUGGCGACUUCGACUGCAUUUUGCAGACGCAGUGGCAAAGAUUGGGCUUGAGGCUCUGCGGGUGGGGUGGGGCGGGGCGCGACAUGGCGCGACGCUGUUAGCCCUACGCCGAGUGUCUCCCGAGAUUGUGGUGGUGCGCUCUUCGCAGGUCAAGGAGCUGCUGAGCGUCUUUUCUCUGGGGGCCUUCUCUAUGGGCUGCCAACCUGCAGCAGAGGCUGACGAAGGCAGUGGCAGCGAGGAGGGCGGUUUGCCGAAGGAGCGCGGCCACACGGGCGUGAACCCGACGAUGAUGAACUGCAGUUUUGGCGACAGCGCCAGCCAUCCACUUGGCUGGUCGGGAACCGGCCCGCGUCGGGAAAGCGCCACGGACGCCGCGCCUGAGCCGAAGGAGGCUCCGGGCUGGAUGUCAGCGCCCGAAGGGGCCUACGCCGAGUUCCUGGCGGCGGCAGCCGCGGUGCCAGAGGCGCUUCCCAGGCCGGUGUCCUUGCAUCAAGACCUGCGAGUGGUACUGAAUCUGCCAAACAAGGAAGCGGAGGCCGAAGUCGUCGUCGUUUGCAUCAAGCAAGAGGACGCGCCCCAGCCCCAAAGAAGAGGGCCCAGAGCCGCGGCAAAGGCUGAGAAGGAGGCAGAGCCUGCUGCCGCAGAGGAGGCGCACUACGAUGCCGCGCCAGGGACCAUCGCCUCGGACGCCCCAGACACUAACGGCCGAUGGGAGGUGGAGACGACACGCAAAGGCUCCACGCACGUUCUCAGAGUGCCGGGCUACCGCCUGUUCUGGCAGGGCGCUCCUGUCACGGUGGGCAUCAGCAGCGGCGAGGCGAAGGAGGAGGCCGGGCUCAUCGCCGCUGAGCGGCCGGAUCGGACGACCGGCCUCUGGCUUGUGGAGGUCCACAAGACCCUGGCACUGCUCCCCACCAACCUCCGAGAGAGGCGCCUGCCCGGCUUCGAGGAUCUGCCACUUCCCUCCUGCCCAUUGCCGUUGGUGAGGGGUGUGGCGGUGGAGCUUUGCCAGCUCCGUGCUGGAGCCGCCUACAACGGCCUCUCAGGCGUUGUUCUCUCGAGCUGUCCCAACGAACGCGGUCGAUGGGAGGUUGCAGUGAAAGUGCCGAUGCGCGUGGCGCGUGAUCGGCUGACUCUCGUGGGCUUCAAGAAGCCGGCCGAGGCGCCGGCCCCGCGGGAUCCGGUGCCGCCCCAAAGUACGGGCGAGAUGCAUCUGGAGCUUGGGGACGAAGUAGAGAUCCAAGGGCUGGUGUCGGCCUCGAAGCACAACGGCAAGCGCGGUGUCAUCGUGCAGCGCGUGCUGGCAAAGACCACGGGAGGCACGGUCCGGCGUUAA
Molecule: messenger RNA, 3966 nt
Organism: Symbiodinium natans
Lineage: Eukaryota; Dinophyceae; Suessiales; Symbiodiniaceae
Source: the annotation of a GenBank genome assembly